ACCACCCUUCGAACUCGAAGCCUUUUGUGCCACAUACCUACUCGUUUCAAUUUUUUGCCUACCUUUCAACUCCCGACUACACUUCGAACUCCCUUGGACUAUUGUCCCCCCGAAACCGAACCAUCCUGACCAGCACGCUCCCCUUUCGUCCUGGCCAAGAUGAUGCCGGCACCUCACGUCUACGGGCAUCAUCAGUAUAAUCCGCAAGCGGAUUCAUCCUGGAUGCACCAGCAGUCAACUCACCAUCAACAUGCACAACAAGCUGCCGCCGCCGCCGCCGCUGCUUCUGCCGCCCAGCAGCAACACUAUAACCGUCUGGCUGGCGCCCAUAACACCGUGGCAGCGCUCGCCGGUGCUGCCCAUGGUCAAGAUGCCGCCCAUGAGAACAUUUCCGAAGACAACCGCCGCACCAUGGCGUACAUUGCCGACCUGCUCAACGAAAAUACUCGAGAAGCUGCCCUGUUGGAACUAAGCAAGAAGCGAGAGCAGGUGCCUGAGCUGGCCUUGAUUUUGUGGCAUUCGUUUGGUGUCAUGACAUCCCUGCUCCAAGAAAUCAUCUCGGUCUAUACGCUGCUGAGCCCCUCUCAGUUGACAGCCGCCGCCUCCAACAGGGUUUGCAAUGCGUUGGCACUCCUGCAGUGCGUCGCGUCUCACAACGAUACUCGAAAUCUCUUCUUGAACGCUCACAUCCCUCUAUUUCUCUAUCCGUUUCUCAAUACCACGUCCAAGUCGAGACCCUUUGAAUACCUACGUCUGACUUCGCUCGGCGUCAUCGGCGCCCUUGUUAAAAACGACUCAUCCGAGGUCAUCAACUUCCUCCUCACUACAGAGAUCAUCCCGCUCUGCUUGCGCAUCAUGGAGACUGGCUCGGAACUGAGCAAGACCGUUGCCAUCUUCAUCGUCCAGAAGAUUCUGCUUGAUGAUAGUGGCUUGAAUUACAUCUGCGCCACCUACGAGCGGUUUUAUGCUGUCGGCACUGUCCUGAGCAAUAUGGUUGCCCAACUCGUCGAGCAGCAGACCGCUAGGCUCUUGAAGCACGUUGUACGAUGCUUCUUACGACUCAGCGAUAAUGCCCGAGCUCGCGAAGCACUCCGACAAUGUCUACCAGAGCCUCUUCGAGACGCCACCUUCUCCAACGUACUCCGAGACGACGCCGCCACGAAGAGAUGCCUCGCCCAGCUACUAAUCAACCUUUCCGACAACGUGGUCGAACCCGGUGCUGGCAACCAUUCCGGCUUGUGAUGAGCCCGCCAGCUCCCUUUCUUGGCCUAGAUUUAUCUAUCCAUCGAGGAUUUCAUCCACCUGUACCAUUACGCAUGAUUCGGCGACGAGGAGCAACGGGCAUUCUGGUUUUCUUUUCCGGUCAUGGCUUAUCUAUAUCCAACCACUUUUUCUUUUCGUUUCGUUUCGUUUCGUUUCUCUUUUUUUUUUUCUUCUCUUCU
This is a messenger RNA of Sodiomyces alkalinus F11, 1442 nucleotides long. Its product is annotated as Rcd1-domain-containing protein. The record is from RefSeq and is a predicted model, not a curated record. Gene Ontology annotation, biological process: negative regulation of translation; mRNA catabolic process. Bases 160 to 1242 code for a protein of 360 amino acids. Lineage: Eukaryota; Fungi; Ascomycota; Sordariomycetes; Glomerellales; Plectosphaerellaceae. Gene Ontology annotation, cellular component: CCR4-NOT complex; CCR4-NOT core complex; P-body. The transcript has 4 exons.